AUGUCAACAAGCGCUCUCUUUCCCUCUUGGCUGAGUUCAACUGGUCCUGCCCUCUCUCUGCGGAACCCUAGGCCCUCAGAGGACAGCCUGCAUCCUUCCAGCCCAGGUCUGAACACCCCAAGUGCCAGCUCCCUGCCUCUACCUCCUCCUCCUUUCACCUCGAGCCAAACAGGAGGUGGAAGCCAUGGAAGGAGCAAAUGUAAGUUUCCCCAGCACAAUCGUCUUGUUGGGCUUCUCAGAUCGCCCGUGGCUGGAGAUGCCCCUCUUUGGAGUGGUGCUGGUGGCCUAUGUCCUCACUCUGAUGGGGAACAGCUCCAUCAUCUUUCUCUCCGCAAUAGAUCCUAGACUUCAGACUCCCAUGUACUUCUUCCUGGACAAUCUAUCAGUGCUGGACCUUUGUGUCACCUGCACCAUUGUCCCCCAGCUGCUGGCCAAUCUCUGGGGACCGGACAAGACAAUUGCUUCCUGGGGCUGCUUCACCCAGGCCUACCUCUUCCACUGGACAGGGUGCACUGAAUGUGCCCUGCUGGCGGUAAUGGCCUUUGAUCGCUAUGUGGCUAUUUGCCGGCCCCUCCGGUACACUCUCAUCAUGCGUCCCCAAGUGUGUGUACAACUGGCAGCUGCCGCCUGGUGCAGUGGCCUGGCCAAUUCGAUGCUCCAAGCCACGCUCACACUUCAGCUCCACCGCUGUGGUCACCAUACACUAGACCACUUCUUUUGUGAGGUGCCUGUUCUGAUCAAGCUGGCCUGUGGUGACACCACUGCCAAUGACCUGUCCCUGGCUCUGGGAGCCAUCCCCUUUGCACUGGUGGCCCCCUUGCUCGUACUCUUCUCCUAUACAUUCAUUGCCAGGGCUGUGCUGAGGUUGCCUUCAGCUCAAGGAAGGUACAAGGUGAUCAGUACUUGCAGCUCCCACCUGGUGGUAGUCCUCAUGUAUUUUGGACCAGCCAUCUACAUGUACCUCCAGCCUCCUGCCAAUAGCACUCAAGCCAAGUUCAUGUCCUUCUUCUACUGUGUAAUCACCCCACUGCUCAAUCCACUUAUCUACACCCUGAGGAACAAGGAUGUGCAGAGAGCAUGGAAGAGGAUUCUGCAGCCCCAGGGAGUGGUCAAGUCCUAAAAAGGUUAGGAGUCACAAAAAGCCAGGUAACCCUGGCCUGCCUCCUUGAACAACCAUGUACAACUGAAUGAACACAGGAAGGUCUGUGUUUCCAAGUGAGAGACUAUGAGCUCCAGGAAGAGUCCCCAUCUAUUGAUAUUGACUGCCUUGAUGUCUAGAGAAAUGCUUCCAACUAUGACAGUUAGUGGUGGGGGCGGGUUAGGAGGUG
This is a messenger RNA of Phyllostomus discolor (pale spear-nosed bat), 1328 nucleotides long. RefSeq names its product olfactory receptor 15-like. The record is from RefSeq and is a predicted model, not a curated record. Gene Ontology annotation, biological process: G protein-coupled receptor signaling pathway. The transcript has 2 exons. NCBI's taxonomy places the organism in Eukaryota, Metazoa, Chordata, Mammalia, Chiroptera, Phyllostomidae. The coding region runs from base 185 to 1120 and encodes 311 amino acids. Gene Ontology annotation, molecular function: G protein-coupled receptor activity; olfactory receptor activity. Gene Ontology annotation, cellular component: membrane.